UUAGUUUGAGGUUAGAACCAUCGUGUCAGCAAGUAAAGUUAGCUUGCACGAGGCAAUCUAUCUUUUCAAAUAAUUAUUAUUUUGUAAAUAAAAAUAUAUUAAACACGUGUAUUGUGUAUGCGUGUGUGUGUAUUAUGUAUGUUGAAUUAAUUGGUAAAUAUGCCACAAUAAAAUCUUUAAGAAAUAUGGUUAUAUUACACACAUGUUUUAUCAGCUCUUAUGUAUUGAGAAAAAUUAAUUAGUAAAAUAAAUUAGAACAAUGAAAUUUUUUACUGAUUCUGUAGCACGUUGUGCUGCACGAAUUGGUACUCUGAGUGGAUUUGAAAGAAUGCCUAAUGUUUCUUUUGAAACACCUCUACUUCUUAUUUAUACAAAGGGUGGCAGUGUACCACAUUUAACAAAAGAUGUAUUUAAAAUGGUAACGUUGGAACAACUACUACUCUCUGUCUCACUUCCUUCUACUAUAUCAAUGACGGAUGUUAUUAAAGAGUUUAACACUUCUUUCGCUGAUUUUGUAAGCAUGAAGGAAUAUAUAAAUUUUUUAUCAAUACAAGAUCCUGCAUAUACCACCAAUCCUGGUUUUCAGCAAUUAGAUUCUAUUUCUAUUUGGUCCAGAACAGGAAGAACUGUUUUUACUGCUGCUAAAUAUAUGGAACUUGUACAAGCUUAUAAACCAGAUCUCUAUGUUGCCCUAUGUGAUGGAGAUACAAAUAUUAAUAGCAGUGCAAAACGAGUAUCGAAGGCAGUUCUGCGAAGCAAAACUUUAUUAGAACAAUGUUUAGAUAUACAUCUGCACUCAGAUACAUUAAAAUCUAAGGGAAUAUUAGGACCAGUGGAAGGUGGUUAUAAUUUAGAAGCCAGAGAGGACUCUAUAGAUUAUUUAAAAGAUAAACCUUUGGCAGGAUUUGUUAUAGAUGGAUUACAUAACAAUGGUCCAAGUGUACAAAAUAUUACAACAGAACAAAUUAAACAAGUAGUACAGCAUACCAUUAAUUUAUUACCUACUGAUAAAAUAAGAGUAUCAAUGGGUUGUUGGAAUCCAGUUACUGUACUUGAUCUUAUUGAAUUAGGAGUGGAUGUAUUUGACUCGUCCUAUCCUUAUAUAGCUACUGAACAAUCACAAGCUUUGACUUUCAUGUGCAAUCAUGACAUUUGCGAGAAUAAUCAACAUAAAAUAUCAGUAGCAGAAACAAGAUAUAAAGAUGACUUUGCUCCUAUUUGUAAAAAAUGUGAGUGUCUUGCAUGUCAAAAUCACACACGAGCAUAUCUCCAUCAUUUGCAUCACACAAAGGAAAUGCUUGGAUUAGUACUUUUAAUGAUACACAAUAUUCAUCAUUAUCUUCAAUUUUUCACUGUUAUUCGUGACAGUAUUAAAAGUGGAACAUUUAAUGAACUUCAGAAGAAAAUUCGUUUGAAAUACGAAUCCUAAUUCUAAAUUUCCUACUACUGUAUAAAUAUUUUAAUAAAUUUUUUAUUUUAUGAAGUA
Molecule: messenger RNA, 1486 nt
Organism: Nylanderia fulva
Lineage: Eukaryota; Metazoa; Arthropoda; Insecta; Hymenoptera; Formicidae
Source: RefSeq, a predicted model, not a curated record